GUAGUCGAUAGUUUACUACAGUCGAGAUCAGACCGGAAUAACAUCAUAUCAUGGAGCCGACGACUUCACCCCAUGCUAAUCGGGGGACAGCACCGAUACCCUGGGCGUUGUGCACUUUUUGUGUGUUUGUCUCGUUUUUGGGCACGGCUGAUUCGGCGAAAAUCCUGUGUAUCUUCCCGACCCCCAGUCGAUCACAUGUGAUCAUUGGACAAAAUUUGCUCAAAGGAUUAGCCGAGCGUGGUCAUCAGGUCACAAUGGUCAGUGCCUUCAAGCUGCCGAAGCCGGUGAAAAACUAUCGCGAAGUAACCAUUCCGGGAGAGGAUUACGCUAGUGAAUUGACGAAGAAAUUUCUUCUGGGAGUAAACAAUCCACUCAAAACACUCCCAGUGAUGAUGCAGAAGACGAUGGAAUCGGCCAACAACACCAUAAACCAUCCCCAGUUUCUGGAACUUAAGAAAGAGAAAUUCGAUCUAGUCAUCGUUGGGAUCUUCGUCGUGGAUUACGUUCUUGGUUUAGGUCCCCAUUUCGAUGCCCCCACGGUGGCGAUUUGGAGCUCUGGGCUCUCCAAAAUUACAGCCGAUCUGGUCGGCAACCCAAGGUCGAUAUCCACGGUACCAAGUGCGAUGCUCGGUCGGCAGGAUUCAAUGAGUUUCAUGCCUCGGUUGAAAAAUUUCCUGGUCAGCAUGGCGGAGAAUGUGUUCGUACUUUUUUCGACCUACAAGCAACGAGUUUACUACAAUUGGAACUUCCCAUCCGAUCGCUAUCCAAGUUACGACGACGUUCGGAAGAAUGUGUCACUACUGCUGCUCAACACGCACUAUUCGCAGGCCGGUCCAAGACCAUAUCUGCCGAACGUCGUCGAGGUGGGUGGUCUACAAAUUAAAGCCAAGCCUGAUCUACUGCCGCGCGACAUUCAGGAGUGGUUGGACGGAGCAGAGCAUGGUGCCGUAUAUUUCUGUCUGGGGUCAAACCUCAAAUCGACAGAUCUUCCAGCAGAGAAGUUGGAAGUGUUCGUGAAAAGUCUGGGGAAGUUGAAACAACGAGUUCUUUGGAAGUGGGAAUCAGGCAGCAUCCCGAAUCAACCUUCGAACGUUAUGACCCAGAAGUGGCUUCCACAGGAUGAUAUUCUAGCUCACAAAAACGUAGUCCUGUUCAUAUCACACGGGGGUCUAGGAGGAAUGGCCGAAGCACGGUACCACGGAGUGCCGGUGCUCGGAAUUCCAAUCUUCGCCGAGCAGUCCGGCAAUGUAAUUGGAAUGGUGCGAGAAGGUCUAGGACUUGGGGUGGACUAUGCGACACUUGCUGAGAAGUCCUUCACCGAGUCGCUCAAUGAGGUGUUGACUAAUUCGAGGUUCCGCCAGAAGGCUAAGGAAACUUCCGUUAUCUAUCGGGAUCGACCCCAAACGGCACUGGACUUAGCAUGCUACUGGGUUGAGUACGUGAUCCGGCACAAGGGAGCACCCCAUCUACAUUAUCAGGGAGCGGAGUUGAACUUUAUUCAAAAACAAAUGUUGGACGUUAUUGUGGUCCUACUUUUGGGUGCGUAUGUUGUGUUCAAAAUACUUAAAUUUUUAGUCGUAGGUAUAAGAAAACUGAUUCGCCGCAUACAGAGGAAGCAAAAAUUGAAUUGAGAAUUUAAGAAAUAUAGAAAAAUGUUCCACAA
This is a messenger RNA of Toxorhynchites rutilus septentrionalis, 1663 nucleotides long. Its product is annotated as UDP-glucosyltransferase 2-like. Lineage: Eukaryota; Metazoa; Arthropoda; Insecta; Diptera; Culicidae. Gene Ontology annotation, molecular function: UDP-glycosyltransferase activity. The record is from RefSeq and is a predicted model, not a curated record. The transcript has 2 exons. The coding region runs from base 51 to 1631 and encodes 526 amino acids.